CGUGGCGUACGUGACGUACCGCCAUGUUGUUUCAUGAGUUUAGUUCUGAAGAAAUGUGCUUAACUCUCGUAUGUUGAAGUCUUUUAUCGAUUGAAUUUUUAUCUAGAUCGGCGACAAUCAGAAUGGUGUCGCUAGCAAGUAUUCUUCCCUCGCCUGUGAACGUGGCUUAUGAGGAAAGAAACGAGGAUGACGAACUCGAACGAGCGUACAACCAACUCAAUGUUUCGGCGGGCUCAAAGAAAGACCCACCGCCGUAUGGUCGAAGGAAGGGAUGGAUUCCUCGAAAGCUAGAGGACUUUGGAGAUGGUGGAGCCUUCCCAGAGAUUCAUGUAGCUCAGUUUCCACUAGACAUGGGACGAGCGAGGAAAGCUAAGUCGUCUAACGCGAUUCCUGUACAGUUAGAUGCUCAGGGUCGAGUAAAAUAUGACGCGAUCGUAAAACAAUCGCAAAAGAAAGACAAAGUAGUUCAUUCUCGCUUCACAGAUCUUGUACCCGCACAUCUAAAGGAAGACGGGGAGUCGGAUCUAAUGCUACCAGACGAAGAAGAAGUUAAAAGUGUUACCGAUAAAACGAGAGAAGCCCUGGAGAAAGUUGUCAACUCGAAAAUUGCUGCUGCCCAACCAGCCAAAGCAGCCGAGCGACCGCAAGCGGCUCAAUACAUCCGAUACACGCCGUCCCAACAAGGGGCCGCCUUUAACUCCGGCGCUAAACAAAGGGUAAUCAGGAUGGUUGAAAUGCAAAAAGAUCCCAUGGAACCACCGAGAUUCAAGACCAACAAAAAGAUCCCCAGAGGACCCCCCUCACCUCCCGCCCCUGUGAUGCAUUCUCCCAACCGUAAGGUGACAGUAAAGGAGCAACAAGAUUGGAAAAUCCCACCAUGUAUCUCAAACUGGAAAAACGCUAGGGGCUACACCAUUCCUUUAGACAAGCGCCUGGCUGCUGAUGGCAGAGGGCUGCAAGACCCACACAUUAAUGACAAGUUCGCAAAGCUCGCCGAGGCUUUGUACAUAGCUGACCGCAAAGCUCGUGAGGCAGUGGAAAUGCGAGCACAGCUAGAGAAGAAGGUGGCACAGAAGGAGAAAGAAAAGCAGGAGAAAAAGCUUCGAGAGUUGGCCACAAAGACAAGAGAAGAGAGAGCUGGAAUCAAGGCAGCAGUCGACAGGUCUGAGGAGGAACAAGAACGAGACCAGUUGCGUUAUGAAAGGCACAAGGAGCGUGAGAGAGACCGCCGUAUCUCCAAGGCUGCCCCAGACAAGCGAUCAAAGCUGGCCAGAGAUAAGGAGCGUGAUAUCAGUGAGCAGAUUGCACUGGGUGGUGCACGAGGUGCUGCAUCUGAAGAAGCUAUGUUUGACCAGAGACUUUAUAACCGCUCAAAAGGAAUGGACUCUGGAUUUGGAGAUGAUGAUGCCUAUAAUGUUUAUGACAAAGCUUGGCGCCAAGGAGCAAGCACAGCAUCCUCUAUAUAUCGCCCAUCCAAGGGUAUUGUGGACAAAGACAUCUAUGGCGAUGACCUUGAGAAGUUGGUCAAAACUGACAGAUUCCAGCCUGACAAAGAGUUUGCUGGCACAGACCAUGGUCAACGUCGUGAUGGUCCUGUUCAGUUUGAGAAAGAAGAGGAAGAUCCUUUUGGACUGGAUAAAUUUCUUACACAAGCCAAGAAGGGAAAGAGGACAAUAGAUGAACCAAGGUCAAGAGAUCACGAAAGCCGCUCUAAGAGAAAGCGCUGAAAGGAUAAAAACUUGCUAUUAAAUUUUAUGUAAGUUAUUUUGAUAGCUAGUCUUUUGCAACCAUGGUAUGGAAGGGACUUGGGGAAAAGAUGACUCUUGAUUCAUGAUGUAGUAAGCCUUGAUUGUGGACAACUCUAUGGCAAAGACAGCAAAUGAUUCCCAUUACGUGAUAUUGAUAGUUCAGAACCCCUAAAUGACAGAAGCAAGUAGCAGACUCUUUCUUAAACAUCACCAGAUGUAAUAUAAUUUCUUUAUAAUGUCCUCUAUAACAUAAAAAGGUUUACAGAAAUUUUGAGCACGUCACCCAUUGUAUGAUAUAAUACCUGCCAUAGCAGCUGUGUGAUUAAACAGGUCUCUAUCAAUUUAUUGCUAGCUUUGACAUGUUUUUAAUGUUCAAAAACCUUGUUUUUUUUUCUUAUUAAAUCCUCCUUUUUUAAAGGAUAUCAUUAAAUUUCUGUGUGCUAGAGGUUGACAGUGGUUCAUCCUUUUAUUUUAUUCAGUACCUACUAACUACAAAAUAAAACAAAUGACUCCCUGCAGUCCCUUCUCAGUUGACAGUGUCUAGAAAUCGGACAGACAUAUUUUCUCUUGUUCUUACAGAGGUUGGCCCAGGCUGGCCUAACUCAUGUGAAGUAAGAUAAUGGUGUGAGAGACUGUGCAUCAGAAAGCUUACUAUUGUAAUGUAUGCAGGCCCGGGUCUAUUUUCAAAACUUAGAUAUUAAUACAGACCCUGUCCAUAAAUGACACAUAUUGUGUGUCCUGUACUCUGUCUAUGAAACCACACGAAUGGACAAGAUAAUAAAACCGUGAAAAAAUCCUUA
This is a messenger RNA of Nematostella vectensis (starlet sea anemone), 2548 nucleotides long. RefSeq names its product SNW domain-containing protein 1. The record is from RefSeq and is a predicted model, not a curated record. Gene Ontology annotation, biological process: mRNA splicing, via spliceosome. Bases 123 to 1727 code for a protein of 534 amino acids. The transcript has a single exon. Gene Ontology annotation, cellular component: spliceosomal complex. Lineage: Eukaryota; Metazoa; Cnidaria; Anthozoa; Actiniaria; Edwardsiidae.